UAAGCAGUUACUUAAGGAAGUAUCUCUUGGAUCAUGGGCUUCUUGGAUCAUGCACCUUUACCUCUUCUUCCUGCAGAUUUCAAGAUUCGAUUCAAAUAAUAAUACAACUCUUUUAUUAACGUUAUCAACAUCAUUUGAUGUCUGCUCUUCUACGGCAUCUCUGUGGCCCUUCCGAGGCCAUUGCUUCCCCUCUCACUCUCAACCUUCACCUCUACCAAAACACACCACCCCACCUUCCCUCCACAACACAGACACCUCAUAUCAGCCAACGGGACUGAUACUCGGGUUUCCCAACACCACACGUAGUUGUCGCUCCAUCCUGCAUCAGCAGCAGCAGCAGAGAUGGCAAUUCGAUCAUCGCACUUUCUGCCAGUUACUUUAUGUAUAUCUUGUGUUAUAGGAUCGUGUCAGAUAUCGGUAUGUAAUAUCUGGUUAUAGCUGUGUCGCGGAAGUGACUUACAUCACACACCACUCGUUUGCACGAGUGCGUGUCAACGUAUUGCCACACACUCCAUGCUUCUUUCAUGUGCAUAUGGAAGCUUAAGUUUAAUUAUUCCUUCUCCAACACACCAUUUAACUAGGCCCCCACUUCACUUAAUUAGGAUCUUCUCCCUCUCCUUCCCUCUCUCAGUUUCUUCCUUCCAUGCUUCAAAGGGAUACACAAGACAAGGGAGAAAUUAGAGGGCUAAGGCUUCUUCUUCAUAUCUCCUAACGAUCCAGGCCUAUGCACUAUCAGAGCCUUCUGCUGAUGGAGAGAGCUGGAUGGAAGCCCAACGUCGAGAUGUCACCGAGCUGUCCUCGUUGCGGCUCCUCCAAUACCAAGUUCUGCUAUUACAACAACUAUAGCCUCACCCAGCCUAGGUACUUCUGCAAGGGCUGCCGGAGGUACUGGACCAAGGGCGGAUCGCUAAGAAACGUCCCUAUGGGCGGGGGUUGCCGGAAAAACCGAAGGGGAAGGUCCAUAAGGCUAUCAACCGACAUCAUGUCCUCUAAGAGUACAGGCUUCAGGGGCCUGUCAAACCACCCACUCGGGCUGUCUCACGGGUCGAGCUCCUCUACCGGUCCCCCCAACAUCGAUCUCGCACUCGUCUAUGCAAACUUUUUGAAUCCUCAGCCUCCUGGUUCUGAAAAUAGCAGUGGAUCUGAACCUCAAGAGCCCACUAGUAGUAAUGGUGGGCUAAGCAUGGUUCCGUCCGUUUUAUCAGGCAUGACCAAUGGGCCAGACUCGAGUAUCGGGCUACUCGAAGCUGGGAAUGGCUGCAUUUUCGGGUGGGAAUCUCUAUCAGAUCUAUUUGUGGACAAUCACUUGGGCAAAGGUGGUAACACUCCAAUAUUCGAUCAUCCGACAAUAAUCGACUCUCUUCAAGCUUCUCACCAUAGCACGGUAAUUCAACAAUGUGGCACAGACGACAUGAGUUACUACGUGUUACCUCCCCUUCCUAACGAGGAUAUAGUCUUGUCUCAAGAAAUGACUGCACCGUGGUCGGUUACUCACCCUCUAGUGGUCGAAGACCAUAGCCUGCAAGCUCCGGAGCUGCCGGUUCUCGGUCCUGAUCAUCAAGCCCAAGCUGAUCAGGAUCCAAACCUAUUGAUCACUGGCAGUUAAUUACAGAGAUGAGUUCAAUUUUCUCGGGUGAGGAAACUUUUCCAAGGUAUUGAGGCAAAUGUCUCAUUACAUUCUUCUUAUCCAGCAUGUUUCACUUAAUUAUAUACUUAUUCAUGUAUAGGAUAUGUAGAGAAAGACAUCA
Punica granatum (pomegranate) is the source of this 1748-nucleotide messenger RNA. NCBI's taxonomy places the organism in Eukaryota, Viridiplantae, Streptophyta, Magnoliopsida, Myrtales, Lythraceae. The record is from RefSeq and is a predicted model, not a curated record.